AUGACGAAAGGCGGUUCGUCGCCGGUACUCGUCGAAAACGGCGGUAACAAAAUGGACGGAAACGGCGCUACGCCCACUGUCAAAAAGCGCGGUUUCUUUAGUGGCUCAUUCCGGCGCCGCCGGAGUUCCGACAUCAAACUCAACGACACAAUAAUUAUCAACGAGAACGUGGUAUUCAAUGGAAACAAUAAGAACAGCGGUACGAACAGCGUUGUAGACGGCAGCAAGGCCACCGAAAAUGGCAAAAGCACCGUGGCGCCUACUGCAGCUGCCGUGAACGACAAGAAGCCGCCGUUGCAACAGAAACAACAGCAGCAGGCGGACAGCAAGAAAGUGGCCGCUGCCGCGGCGGAAAGCAAGAAGCAGCAACAACAAGCAGACAAGAAAAAAGCUGCUGCGGCGAUAGAGGACAAGAAGAAAACUGUUGCGACGGCAGAGGACAAGAAAAAAACUGCUACGACGCCAGAGGAUAAGAAAAAAGCUGUGACCAAAAGAGGUAAUUGUUUUUUCCUGGUGGAUUUAUAACCGUAGGGGACGGGGAUUUUUGCGACGGUUUACGCGUGAAUCGGAAAUCUACUGAUUUUUGUAACAAAUGAGCGUGCGCGCGUGCAGGUACUUUAGAGGUUUCCGAGUUCGAUGUACUACAAAAUAGAAAAAUAAAAUGGCAAAUAGGUACAUUCGUAAAAGUAAAACGUUGUAAACGUCGAGUUAAACUCUGAAUCGUUUUUCGGAUUAGGAAUAAUUCGUUUACCGUGAAAAGAAACCCGUCAAAGUAAUAAUAUCUAGCCGAUUGUCGUGUGAGAGUCGGAGACUCUCAUAGAUUGUAGACCCCCCCUCUUAAAAAAAAAUAAAAAAAUAUUUCCUCCAUUUAUAAUUGUAUUUAUUUAAGUACUUGAUAAUAUUAAGCGAGUUCGUAAUGUAACUGUGUUUGAAAACGUAUUGCCUGCUCUAUCCUAUUUCUAUUAGAAUCACUUGUAUUAAAAUAAAUUACGUAUAUUUAUACGUAAACGUGAUUAAGUACGAAUUGUCGGGGAGGAAAGGGGGACUUAGACCCCCUUAUUGUUUAUUAUUAGUCGUGGAAACCCUUCGGGGACUGUAAUAUUGUGCGUGUCGCCCGCAGUGUACCGGCCAGUGAGUUAUAUUUUUACCAACCCGAAUGGUCGUGGCCACGAGUUGAACGACCCCGUGUGUCUGUAUGUAUAUAUAUACAUAUAUAUACAUAUUAUUUUCUUGAUGAUAAUGUUCUUCGCUGACGAACGACAAUAACCUUCUAAUAUUAUUAUAUGUUGUGUCUUGCAUUUUAUAUAGAUAUGUACUUAGAUGUGUCUUUUAUGUAACGCGUCCGAUUCUUUGAUGGUGAUGCGCAUCGAUCAGCGUGCAUAAAACGAUAAUCUCGAAACAACGAUUCGAUCAGUAUUUUACAAUAAUUCUUCGGUCCCGGAAAAGAAGGGUUUAAUUUUUGGUAUUUUUUUUUUAAAUAUAUUUUUACCUUGUGUUAUUUGUGUUUCCCUUUAUUUUUUCACUCUAAAUGACACAAGUGUAUGUAUAUUAUUGGUAACACAUUAUUAUAUUUAUUUAAAUAAGUAUAUUAAAAAUUAAAAUAUCCUAAUGUACAUCUUAUAUGACAUGAACAUUUUAUUUUGCAAAAAGGCAUAAUUCAUAGGUACGAGUAUAAUACAUUUUAUUAAUUAAACCAUUUAAAACACUAUAUUUAGUUAGGUCAUUUAGCAUUUUAACAUUUAAUUUAUUUGUACCUAUUUAAAACCACUAUACAUACUGGAAUAUCGAGCUGUACAUUUUUUAUUUUGUGCUCUCUAAAACACUAUUUUAAGUCCUGCCAAACGAGUGUAAACUGUGGAAUGGGGUUAAUAUAUUAGAAAAAAAAAUGCAUAUACGUAUUCUAAUAAAAAUGUGUAUAUUUAAGUAAAUGAUUUGUUAUAGAUCAUAAUAAUUAGGAUAAAAUCUAUUUCGUCGUGGUUAAUAAACAUAAUAAUAUAAUGUAACUAUUUUACGAUGUCUUGAAAUAUGGCCCUCUGCCCCUUCCCUUAAAUACGUUCCCGGAUGUGGUAUUUCUAUUUGGUUUUGUUUUACUUUAGUAAAAUCAUCAUUUACAUGCAUAUUUUUCUGUAAAUUAUAAUAUUUUCAAAUGAUCUAUAUUAUAUUUUAUUAAAAAGCGAAAGACCAUAUAUUCAUUUAUACAAAUCUAUUAGGACGUAUUCACUGGGCAUUAGAAUAUGACGUAAUAAAUUAUUUUCAUAAUAUAAUUUAUUUGGUAUUGUCUAUUUUUUUUUGUAUUCGUUUAUUUAAAUUUAAAUCUAAACCGUGUGCGUAGAAUUAUAUGUGACAAAUUUUUGUAUAUUAUAAUUACAGGCACGCCGUUUUUGAGUAACAGUAUUGGAAUAUAAAUGUGUAAAGUAUGUUCGACUAUAUAGAUAAAACAAAAAAAAAAAAAACCACAUGGCUCUCGACGUAUUUUUACAGCCGACAUUUAAAUAUGACUUUAAAAUAGCAGAUUUUAUAUUUGGUUUUAAUAAUAAUAAUAAUAAAAAUAUAUAUAUGUAUAUAUAUAUAUAUAUAUAUAUAUAUAUAUUUAAUUGAUGAUUCGUAUUUUUGAUUUGAGUUGAAUUUUAAUAAUAAUUAUUAAUAAGUGGACGAAUUUGGUUAUAGGUUUUGUUUCAACAGCGUGGUCUAUAUUUUCAUCUCCUAAAAUGUUAAUAUUCGUAUUUGAGCCGCAUUACGGUCAUAGUCUAAAGGGGAAAGAUACUCUUGACGGGGCUCUUUUUUUAAAAUAUAGAUUUAUUAAUUUGUAUUUAAUAUGUUUUAGUAUUGUCGGCUGUCAUCUUGUUAUAUCAGUAUAAUUAAUAGUAUCGAUAACAGGUAUAGGUACUUGUAGUUUCAAAUCAAUAUUAUUGUUAUAAAAUGACCAAGUGGUUCCUAAUAUAAUUUACCAUUGAUUAUUGAUUAUUUACCAUUGCAAGACGUCUAUGUCUAAAAUUGAAAGAAAAAAAGGAGACAAAACAUUGUGGUUCUCUAUUCUUCUCUUCGACUCGCUACAGCCCCCUCCGCUUAACCUCCCUUAAUUUUGUAUUAUUUAUGUAGUUUUGGUUAAUUAAUGGUUGGUUUUUUCGGUUUUUUCCACCGGUGUUAUACUCGGGUUCGCUAUUGUCAUUAAAAACAUAGAAUUAUAAUAUUAAUCCGUAGACAUAAAAUAAACAUCGGUUUCACGACAAAAUAUCCCCGCAAAAAUAUCCCAUGUCGAAAAAUCCCACGUAAAUAUUAAUUUAAAAUUUUAACCUUUAUUAUUAAUAAAAAAAAAAAUUAAUUAAAAUAUGUUAAAAUAAAUACUAAAAAAUAUUUGCUCUUAAAAAUUAAAAAAAAAUCUAUUCAAAUACAUUUUUUCUUUUUUAAUUAGUGCACCGCUCAAUUAUUAUUUUUUCACUCUUUCGGUGUAUAUUAAAUGAGUAGCCUUUAAAUAUUAGUAAUUUAUUGCCUUUUUGAUUUCGGAUAAAUUCUAACACUUUGUACUUGUCACAAACUUGUAAUAACCCAAACAGUUAACUCACGAGUAAUGAAAACAAAACACUAUACCAUUAUUAUAUUAUUACUUCUAAUCGUAUAACAUAUCUAAUCGUAACUUUCAUAAUAGAAGUUAAACAUUUUUAGGUUAAAAUUUAGAAUUAUUAUUUACGUGGGAUUUUUUGACAUGGAAUAUUUUUGUGAGGGUAUUUUGUCUGGGAUAUUUUGUCUUGUCACCAUAAACAUAGGAUGUUCGUUUAAAUUCCAUAGAUUAAAAUUAUGAUUAUAUACCGGAUUUUACAGUUUAAGAUUAAAAGUUUCUACUGUAUUGUAUUAUUGAUAUUAUUCUAAUACAAUAUUAUUGUUAAAUAUAUUAUUUUUUAUGGGCGUGCACGUGUUUAGUUUCAAAAUGACCCCUCGUUUUUUCCCCUAACCUUAUCGAGUAUCUUCACGGAUAUUAACAACCGAACGUCGUCAUUUUUGAAUUUCCGGAGUGAAAGUUGUUUGCGGCGGGUAGCGUUUCUUCCUUCCUUUUAGGGAGGCGAGGCGGCGAGAAGUAAUAUUUUUCUCAUAUAAGAAAUUUAUCCCAUCUAUUAUGAUAAUAAAGUUAUUUAUAUUAAAUAGUUCAUUAUAUAAUAAUAUAAUAAUUGGCCAAGUAUUAUAUGGUGAACAUAUUAUUAUUUAAAGAUUUUUGUGCGAAUAACUAUUUUAAUACAUAUCUAAUUUAAUUUAUUGUUGUAUCCGAUUUAUUUAGUAAUUGAUUAAUAAUUAAUCGAAUAUUUAAUAAUUGAUUAAAAAUAUCAAACUCCGUAUCGAACAAUUACCGACAUUAUUAGUCUUUUCCUAGAUAAUUAUAUAAUGCCUAAAAAUAAAAAUCCAUUGACGAUUAGAAUAUUGUAUAGGUAAGUACAUAUAUAUAUGUAUAUUAUACCAUUUUUUUGUGAUUUCUUGGUUUUUCGUUUUAAAAGAUUUUCUUUGUGACUGAAGGACGUUUUUUUUUUACUAUAAACGUAACUCAUGCUUAAUUUUCUCUUCUAUAUUAUUAUUUUUUGUAAAAUAAUUUUGUUGUAUAUUACUAUAGUUUGUGUCAAGGUCAGUGUAAUAGUGUUGAAUGAAAAUAAUUUGUUACGGUGCAAUGAUUUUUUUAUGUUUAUUUAUACAUUUUAUAUUGUAAUAAUAUAUUACCUAUAUAUUAUUAUUCAUUAUAAUAUAUAAAAUUCAACAUAGCGAAUACUAUAAAUAAUAUUUCCAAUAAUAUUAUAUGCGUUGUAAUUUUUAAUAUUAAAGAGACAAAAUUUCACGUUCAAUUGUUGGUUUUUUUACCUAUAAACAAGACAUCAUAAUGUGUAAAUUUAAUUAGAUUAAUGGCUUAGUGUUAACCCACAUUUAAAUCUAAAAUAUUUAAAUAUAAUAUAAAGAGAAUUGGUCACUGUAUAUUUCAGUCGAUUCAGACUAAAAAGUUUGACAAAAUUGUUGGAAUAGUGUUUAACAGAUUUCAUUUUUCAAAGCGGAUAAGCUAUCAUGAAUUGUUUAGUUUGUUUAUUAGGAUAUGUUGAAUGUAAACAUUAUUUUUGUAGAAAUCGUAAAAAAAUCUGAUUGUAUUUUUGAAAAAUGUUCAAAAAUAUACAUGAAAUAAUUUGAUGUUUAAUUAUAAUAAAAAUAAAAAAAAAUUAUUCCAAAGUAUCCCAGAAAAGAACUUUAAUACGUUAUUAAAAUUAAAAUUUGUCACGUAAUUUCUACAGUUUUACGGUCUGAAACAUACGUCAUAUUAGUUCAUAAAAACGGCCGUACCACUUCCCCUUAAUUGGGUAUUAGGUAGUAAAUUAAUGGAUAAGUUUUAUCAUUAAGGUAGUCACUAAAAUAUUUAAAAAAAAUUAAAAUUUUAAAAUUAGAGAAAUUGGAAAAACCGUCUCCUCUUCAAGGGUAAUCUUAAGUAUUUUUUAUUGUAAAUUAAUCUAUUUAUCGAUAAGUUUAAUAGGUUAUGAAAAAACCGCGUCAAAUGUAAAUAAUUAUUAGUAAAAUGAUUUAUUAGUAUAAGUGUAUUACUAAAUCUUUUUAUACGUAGGACAUUAUAGUUAAAAAAUUGCACUAAAGUAAUUAUUUUCAUUACUCUAGAUUUUAGAGUUGUUAAUAUAAUUGAAUUUAACUUGUUAUUUUAAAAUACAUACUAGUAUAAUAUAGUGUUUAAUAAUUUAAUGCAAAUUAAAAAUAUUAAUAAUAAUAAUAAUUUAUUCUGUUUUACAACUUUGAUUUUUAAUUAUUUUUACUUUUAUAAACUUCACACAUUAGUACUAAAAAAAAAAAAAAACACGAGUAUCGGUUAUUAAAACGAACCGUCAUGUAUUAUGCAGUACCUAAUAGUUUUGUUAUAAUUUUAUAAUUGUUGAGAAAGUUGAUAAACCAUUUCGUAAAGUAUAACUCGUUUAUUCCGAUAUUACGUUCCCAUCAGAUAUAUUUUCUAAUAUUGUAGGUAGACCUAUAAAUUAUAGGUUUAUUGUAUUCUUUUGAACAGGGAACGUAAAUAAAGUACCGAAUGGGAUUUUUUUUUUUUGAGGUCAAAUUAUUUGUUAUCAUUACGUGUAUAUCGCAUAACGUUAAUACUGAGCAGCAUUUUAGUGUUUGCGUUUCACCUGUUGUGCACCUCUCAUUCUCAUGACGAACAAGGUCACCAUUCGAGUUCUAUAAUCUUAUCAAUCAUUUGAAUUUAAAAUCGCGACUCUGGUUUUUAGUAUGUUUUAUAUUAUAUUAAUUUUGACAAGUUUAUGGAUACAUUUUUUCAUCAGCUAUUCUCACAUAUUAUUAUUAUUACCUAUACUUACUAAUAAUUGUAAUUGUUUAUUCUUUCGUAUUGUAGUUGAUGCCGAAUUAUAAUUAUUAUCGAAGUCUUAAAAUUUUAAUAUUAUAACUAAAACCGAUAUGAACGUGUGUAUAUUGUUUACAAUAAUCUCGUAUAAUUCUGAUAAUAAUGUAUAUUACUCAUUUUUGAUAGGUUGAAUACCUAUUUUAUAAGUGAUCUUGUAUAUAGAUAUAGUAUAUCAUUCUGUAUGUAUAUUGUAUACAUAUACAGAUUUAUAGAAAUACGCAUGACAUGUUCUAUGUUAUCAGUGAUCAGAUGUCAUUGUAUAAAUAAAUAAUAUACUUGUAAUACUAUAUGUAAUACAAAACUGCAGUUCAAUUUUUUUUUUUUUUAUCUGCAGUAGUGUUAAAGUGUAUAGGUAUAAAUCUGCUUGUAGACGAUAACUAAACACUUCAUGAAAUUCACCUAUAAUUAUUAGGUACACAUAACUCUACAUUUUAUUAGCUUUGUUAUUGAUUUGUAUAGAUUAUGACGGUUAUUAAAAACAAAAUUACUAUCAAUCAUUUAUUAUUACAUUCGUUAAAUUUAUUAGUAUUCAAGGUAGGUUAUCUUUUAUGGUUUGACGUAUUAAAUAUAGGUCAGCCGUAGUAUAUUUUAUAAAAUAAAUAUUUGGUCUUAAUUUAUUAAUCAUAAAAUAUUAUAUUUCAUUCAUAUUAUUUUAAUUGUCUAUAGAAAACAAAUAUCAGCAAUUAUAUACUUAAACAGUGUUAUAAUAAACAUAAAUAUUGUUUUCAUGGUAGUUAUAUAUAACUACCUAUAAUAGGUGCCUAAUCAUUUAUUUAAAUUAUUUUUAUUACGUUUCAAAUUAACCAAAAUUAUAUACCUAUAUAUGUGUGUGUAUAUACGUACUAAAUAAAAAUUGUCUUGAAUAGACGAAAAUAUAGUUAGGUAAUUAUGAUUUCAUUUUGGAAGAAAAAGUAAAUGCUAUUUAAACCUUCAUUAUAAUAAUCUACCCAUUUUUCACUUUUAUGGAUUUUUUUUUGAGGUUAAAUAAAAUUACAAUUUCCCCUCUAGGCAAGUUGUUGAUAGUACGCGUCGUAUACCUAUAGUAGUAGUUCAAUAAUAUACCGUAUUAAUAGUUAAACUAAAAUAAUUAUUGUAAUAGUUUUUAAGUUUAAUGCAUUGGUAUAAUAAUGUGUAUUUACAACGCACAUUUAUAAUAAUAUAUUAGCGUGGUGUUCCGACAGUUCGCAAUUACGUCAUACUAUCGUAAAAGUGGCAACUUGAACACAAUAUGCAACAUCAAUUAAUUUACGUAUAUAUAAUAUUAUUAUUAUUUUCAUGUACCUAAAACACUAUUGCCGCACACGUCACUAGUAUUAUUACUAAAUUAACAGUUGUCGUCCCAUCGAUUUUAUUUAAGCAAUACUCAAUAAAGACAGUGGUGUGCGAAGGUGGGAGGUUAGAAGUUAUAUUAACCAUAUCACCUUGAAAAAAAAAGUAACUGAGUAUUUAUCUAAUAAUUUUAUCUUGGAGUUAUUUAUUUUAACCAAAUGACAAACAAAAAAAGCUUGAUUUAUUAAAUACAACUUUUCAUUUUAGAUCUGGCUUUUAAAUUUACAUUGUUGGGUUAAGUAUAACAGGAGGAAAUGUUACGAUUUAUUUACGAAUUAUAAUUAUUGUUUUUCUAAUUACUAUACGUUUUUUCCUAUUGAUAUUUCUGGGCACGUCUUUGCUCGACGAUAGUUUUAUUACUUAUUCGAAUAUAAAAAUAAUUUUGUUUUACCUAAUAUUUAACCUAUUAUGUUUGUUUAAGAUCAGGCUAUAUCAUUAUUAUCGGUCUUUACCAAUGGCGUACAUCACUCAAAAUUAAAUUGGAAACACCAAGUUGAUCGAAUAACACUUAUUUCCCACCCAUCAAAUUGUACCAAAUUAGCAUUAGCAUCAGCUAUUUAUAAUUGUUAAUUUAUAACUAAUGAUUUCUAACAUAAUGUGUAGAUAUUUUUAGCUUACCAAUAUCCGCCUAAAAUUUUGGGGUAGAAGCUGUUAGAAACCAUGCAAUAUGCGCCACUGACAAUUUCUGUCUCAACCUAAUCAAAAUAUGUACCAAAAUAUUUUUUUAGGGCAGUAUUAUACUACGUUUCUGCAGUUUUUCUAAAAUAUUAUCAAACUAAAAAGCUACAGAUUUGUUUUUGAAAUAUAGCAUUAACUUUUUAUAUAAUAAUAUGUUAGAAAAAUAGAAACAUGGAUAUUCUCAUUCUUAAUUUUGUUUUUAAAGUUUUAUUUGAUUUACUUAAAAAUUAUUAUAACACGCAGCUAUUACAAUAUUAGGUAUGUUCGUGUGUACUGUCUAGGUAUCUCGUAAAUUAUUUUUGACGUAUACUUACAUCAUGACCUAUAUUGAUUACGGUUUUUAUAUCGAUACCUUUAUUUCUGUAAAGCACGAAAUAAUAAUAUCAUGUACUUACGGAUGAAAAGUUUUGCACUUUUUUUUUCGUUUUAUGUGCAUUGUGUUUUAGUUUGACUAAGUGAAACCAUCCGUGACCUAGAUUAUUAUGUUUAUCAUGUAUAAUAUUAUAAUUUUAUAUUCGCAAUGUUUACUUUUUAAAAGUGUAUAAAUAAAUGAGACACGUUAUCAUUAUUGUUAUUAUUAUUGAUACCUAUACCGCAAAUAGGUAAAAGAUAUGACUAAUAAUUCUCUACUGAGAAUCGUUUUUCGCCAUCGUUGAGUACAGAUAUCGAGAAUAAUCAAACAUCAGUUAUGAUUUUAAUAAGUACAUAUCGGUAAGAAACUAAGAAAUUUGGAGAGAAAUUACACCAAUUGUAUUGUGUUUUUUGAGGAACGGCGAACAAUAUAAUAAUAUACGAUUAUCAGUUCGCAUGAAUAUUCCGUAAAUUUGCAAUGUACUUAGGUAUGCAAUAGUUAUUGUGCACAAUACUCUGUAGUCUAUGUAUGAUGGCGUUUGCGUGUGAAACAAAAUUGAUUAUUAUUAUAUUACUUAGUACCUAUGUAUCUGCUAUUGCGUGUCGCGGGGAAACGUAAUAAUUUUAUUACGAUAUGUGAGCACAAUUUUAUUUUUUGCUUUCUAACGGGACAGACGAAUACCUGACGGGAAGCGAAAAAAGUCUCCGUUGUUGCACGUGCGCUGUACAUUGGAAUUGUUUCGCACUUGGCUCCGAAAUAAAAUUUGGCUCGAGUACCACGCACGGGUGUUGCGCCGUCGUCGUACUGCCGGCCGUGGCCGACGUGUUCUCUAAAAAUAAUAUUCCCCUCGACUAUCCUGUGCCCUCGGCCGUGUUGUCGUCUCCUCUAUAAAUACGCGAUAUACGGCGACUUAAUAUAGUGUGUACCAAACGAUCGAGACGCUUAUUAACGUUCCAUAAUAUUUGAAACGAGCCACAGACGUUAAUGGAAUUCUCUGAACGUCUCUUUGAUUGCUUAUCUCAAGUUAAUAAUUAUUUUAUAUGGACAACAUGAUUUUAAUGAUAACAAUAAUAAACACUCGGUUAAGUGUUUUUCACUCUUGUUCCAAACUUAAUAUCACUCCAAAGAGUGUUAUAAGUGUAUACCAUGGUUAUCUAUGGUGGAUAAUCGUGGUGUUUACCUGAAAUUUCUACUAGCUAGUAAAUGAAAAACAGCCACGAGUUUAGAUAAAGCAAAUAGAAAAUGGAAAACUUGAUAAUAUUUCGAGAAGUUAUUAGUGCCUUAAGUGUAAAUCUAAACUUUAGUCGAUGGAAAUCCAUGGCAAGUAUAUAGGAAGGAGGGGGAACAGCAAAUUUGGUUUACGAUCAUUGAUUGACACCAUUAAAAUGUAUAAUGUUGAAUUGUGUGAUUAGAUAUCUACUUUAAGUGAAUUAAAUGCCAUAUUUGGCUAAUCAAAGGAUUCCGUUUGCGUCUGUGACCUGUUUCAAGUAGAGAACAUUAAUACGCGAUCGGGACACACGUAGUAUUGCAUGGAUUUUUAUUUUUAUUACACGAGUUGCAGACGGAUAUCCUGCCCAUGCCACUAAUAAUCACUAUAUAGGUGUGCUGCACUGUAUAGACCAAAUAGUCACGUAUAUGUGGACGUAACACAUUGUCUUGAUGAUGAAGACAUAUUUAUUCACUUCGGUUGUAUGUGCCAAAAAAAAAAAAAAAUAAUAAAAAAAAUAUUGACGUUCGAUUAUACUUACUAAUAAUAAUCACAGAAUAAUUAUUGUUGUGUGAUUUUAACCAUGUAACAUUGUAACUUAUAAGUAUACAUCGUAGGUUAUAUAUUCCUAUUAAUGAUGACGAGAAAUCCGAUUUUUUUCACAAGAUUUUCUUGUAAUUACUAGAAAAUUACGUAUUAUUUUCUAUGGAUAAUAUUAUGCAGUUGUUAUUCAACGCGGAAAAACAACAUGUACCUAUUAUGUCGAAAUUUUUACCUGCAAUCAUACUAAAAAUAUGUAAUUUCAACGUACGCAUAUCUCUGCAAUGCCUCAUUAUAUCUACAGUGGUAUAAUAAAUAAUGUACAACCAAUUAAAAAUUGUUGUGUUAGGUGUAUCUACAUAAUAAUAAUAUGUCAUCAAAUUGAAGUACCUAUAUAUCAAUAUCUAAUGUUGAAAUGCUUAAUACUGUAAUAUUUGCACUUGUAUUUUAAAUACCUGUAUUUUUUUACCAAUACGCGUAGACAAAAGAACACAAAAUAUUAGGUGAGUAAAAAUAUCUAUUUUUUUUUUUUUGAGAUUCCAAUUAUACCAAUGAAACUAUUAGUUUAGAAACUAAGAUUUGUGGUUUUUUUUCUCGGAAAACACUUUCGAUCAAUAAAAAUAUUUUGACUUUUUAAUGUCUACAUUUUACAAGUAGAUGCAGAUAUUUUUGACUGAUGGUACUUUAUUUGAAUGAUUUUUCAAAAUUCCCAGAACAUUGUAUAACAAUUGUUUUUUACGGGUUUUUUUUUACUUAAAAAUAUUUUCAUGGUUCAGCAAAUGUUCCACUUUCCACACGCAGUAUUUCAAAGGAUCCAGAAUUUCUGCCCAGUAGUAUUCAUUAUUUGAAAUAUUUAUCGACAUUUUUUGUAGUUCCACCCUAAGGUUAAUUUAAUUUAAAUUUUUUUUUUGGAAAAAGUAAAAUCACCACUAUUGCAGUUAAAAUCGUUUUUCGUUUACAUAACUUAUUGUUACAUAUAGUAUAUAAUCUAAAUUACCUGUAUAUCAUACUACCCAUCUAUAAUAAUGGCCUACCCGCGAACAGUAUCAACUUUUAAAAAAAAAACAUAUUUACAGGACGGUUUAUAGUAUAAUCAAUUAUUAUUCACCCAAUCAAUAUAUUUUUAACCUCUGUCCGCUUUAAAUGAUAUUAACUUCUGGGUUUCAAAUUAUUUUUAAUAUUUAUAUACGCGCUACUCGGAUACGUAUGUAAUAAAAUAUUAUUUUCGACCAAUGACUAAUGCGGUUAUAAUUAAUUGUGUGAUAAAUUUAAAUUUCAAAUGAACGAAUGAUGAAAAACAUUUUUAAAAUGUGCCUACCUAUAUUAUGUUCUUAGAUUAUACCCUAUUGUUCCUCUCCAAUUUAACCUUUAAAUUAUUAUAGUUAAUAAACCAUUUGUUAAUUGUCAAGGUGUAGUGUUUUAUUAAUAUAAACUUCUUUGAAUAAAAAAAACCAUAUGCCUCGUAUUCAAUUGAAGAGUAUAAUAAAUAUAUAUAUUUAUAUCAUAUAGGUACCUAUUUUAAUAAUAUUUCUAGAAAAUAACGUUUUUUUUAUAGGUUACAUUUUUUUGUUUUUAUACUAUUUAUUGUAACCUAUUUGAAUAUUAUUUAUAAAGUUAAUGUAAUUUAGUAUUAUAAUUUUAUGUGGGUAACUGAUUUAAAAUUUAAAAUUUAAAAAGUAAAUAUAUUUUCUACGUUUUAUUUUUAAACCUGUGUUUAACGACGCCAUAAUAUUAUGGUUUAUGACCGUAAAAGGUUACCAUGUAAAGCUAACUAGCUGGUAUGUUGAAUUUAAAAAUGUAAUAUUUAAUUUAAACAUUUUAUUAAACUUAAAUUAUGGAGGUUAAAAAUAACGAUUUUGAAUUAAUGUAUAGGUAGUUUUUAAACGCCUUUCCAAUGAUAAUAUCUAAAUAUGUAUAGGUAUAGUGAUGAUUCGCUUAUUUAAUUAUAAACGUUGGCGGAGGAACUAAGGGAGGAUUUGUCUCCAAAGCCUCUUUAAAAAUUGGUAUUUCAUAUAAUAAACCAGUCUUAAUGUAAUAUACGUAUAUAAGAAUUUUAAUUUCUUUCCUAAAAAUAAAAGUAUCAAAUCUCCGACUAUGUAUAAUAAGGUUAUUUAAUAUCAUAUAUUAUCUAAUAAAUUAUAACUAUUACGAGUAUAUAGAUAUCUAAAUAUUUGGUAAAACUUUGGAGGUAAUAUAUAACUUGUGUACCGUAUGUAGUUUUUAAAUUUUUAAAAAUACACGACUUUCAUUAAAAAAAGUUUAAAUUAUAAAUGUAUAAGUAUAUUGAAUCCAGACCUCACUAGCAGGGGAUGCAAGAGGGAGAGAGUUCAGUGCCGCAAUUAGAGGGGGGGGGUUAUUUUGGGUGUCUGGACAUUCCCCUACACAUCCAUGUCUAAGUAAUAUAAAUGCAUUAAAAAAAAUAUGAGCCCUAUAGAAUUUAAGUAGGAAACCACAUUGUCCUAUGUAAGUGACAAUUAUUUAUGGAUGUUAUUUGCUGGAAUAAUUUGAGGCCUCCGGGGAAAUUAUAUGACACUCCCCUUAAAAAAAUCCUAAUAGCGUCACUGAGAGGAAUUGUAACAAAAUUAAAUACUUAAUAAUUGACAAACCCGUCGCACAUAUUGACCCAUACAGAGCACAAAGCACAAUAUGAUCUCAUAUGGCAUACAUCAACGAUAGAUUCUUGUAAUAUAAUAAGAGUUUAUCUUAACCUAAAUAUACCGAAAAUAAAAUAACCUAAAUUGUCUAAUAUUUGCAAUUUUGAACUGUGUUUUAUAUAAAAUGAAUUAAGGAAAACAAUUUAGUAAUGUUUCUUUUUUUACUUUGUAGCUACUUAUCUUAUACUAAAUACAAGUAUAGAUAUUAUAUAUGUGUUAUUGAUGUUUUUGAGGGGAAGUUUUUUUUUUUUUCGUAAUGUAAAAUCAAUUGUAAAUAAAAAAAAACAUUUCGUGUCUACGGUGUAUUAUUGUAUACUGUAUAGUAGACAUAAUAUUUUGAGGAGUGAUUUGUCGACGCGAUUUUUUGUUGUUAUACAGGAAAUAUUGUCUAGGAAUUUCGAAAGGCGAUACACGUUAUCGCAUAUCGAAUAGUUUAUAAUAGAAGAUAUCAACAAAAUGUAUGAGGUGUAUUACGAUGGGUGUUAUGAAAAAAAAAAUUUACCGGAAAGGAUAUCGAGUAAUCGCGGAAAAGGAGGAGCCGUUAUAAAAAAUAUACAUUCUCGAUCGUUCGAAUAAAAUAGAACUUUUAUACCUAUACUGCAAGUAUUAUGGACGAAGUAAGAAAAAAUGUUAAAAAUGUACGUAUAAUAUUUAUUGGUAUGGGCUCCUCCGAAUGGUUUAUACUAGCGAUAGUUUUCAAUCAUUUGGAUGAACUAUUGAAUAUUUUUAUUCGGAAAAACCAUAAUUAUAUUAUUCCCCAUAUGGUUAUAACAUUUCUAUUUAAAAUAUUCGAAUGAAUGAAUAUUCUGUAUAGUUUUUUCCAUUACUGAAUAUAAACUAUGCGUUCUAUUUAAAUUAUCGUAUAGUUUUUAUCAAUCGGAUAGUUCGACCGUAUCUUUCACGAAUCGAUAUACCUAUUGCAAGUAUAUGGUGGACGAAGUUGGAAAAAUGUUAAAAAUGAAUACUGUGUGUGUACGAUACGUUAUAUUAAUUUGAACUAUUAAUUUAAAUUAUCUUUGUUAUAAUAUAUAAUUUAGACGCUAUACCAGUUACAGUUACCGAUUAUUAUAUGAAUGAGGCCACGUGCAGGAGGAGACGACCCUAAGUCGGUAGCAAUUAUCCUCAUCAGCGCGUUUCAUUAAACACAAUUAUUAUUACUGCUGCGGUGUUUCCUCCAUCAUAUCACGGAACCAAAAAACAACACCACCGUAUAUACAGAUACGCGCCGUAGCAAGCGAAUAGGAAAAAAAACUACCGCUAUACGUUUUUGUACACGUAAAAUAUGCGAGUAUUUUUCUUUUUUUUUCAAAAAUAAACCACAUUAAUCACUUAGAGUAUACUGUUAGUUAAAAAAAAAAAAAAAAUCACAUAUAUAAUAAUACAACUGCAGUCUGCGAGGCAAUUUGCCAAAUGAACGUGAAACGAUGACCUCCUCUUCCCCUGGCCCAUAUAUUGGAAGUUUACGCCCGACGUGUAUCCGUAUAUUAUAUGGGUUUUCUUCCCCCGCAGCCAAUUGAUUUUGAUUUAUUACUUCUAUUACACUUAGGUUUUUAAGUGCGCACGCGCGAUACCAUCAAUCCGAUAUUGGUGUUAUUAUUGAUUGAUACCCAUAUUGUUGUUUCUUUUAUUUAUAUAUUUUUAUUAGACGUGUAUCUCGUUUGGUGCCCGAAUGUCGUCGUCGCUCAACCCCGUAUAGUGGGUGUUAAUAAAUUACGUAUUUUUUUUUUCUUUUUGCACGAGACUCUCGUUUACAAUUCCUUGUCAUUAUCGUUUCAGCCAUAGUAUUGCUUUAUUAAGAUGUAUUUUGGCGAUGCGAUUUUUGGUUUAUGGUUUGCUGUUGUUUGCUAUUUGGUUGCAAUAUCGCCAAAACGUUUUGUUUACUGUACAGUAUUUUAUCAACGGGAAACCAAUAACUGAAGACAGUAAAAUGUAGUUUAUAAAUUUUUUUUUGUUGAUUCCGACAACCUGGUUGUCAGAAAAUGGAUUCAAACAAUUGCAGUGAACAAUGCCCCCAAAUCGAUUUGCUACAUCACGUUUUGAUGUUUGAUAAUUUGUGCAGGUUGUGUGUGACAAAACAUUUUGGUGGGUAAUAUUUUUGUUCAUUAUUAGGUAUUCACGAGUAGGUAUGUAUUAUAAUAAUAUAUACAUAUAAUCUGUUACAUUCUUGUUUUCCUAAUGUCUGCGCUUCACGUUCAUACGUAAAAACGCUCCGAACAAAUGUUUUUUGAAAACUAUUUCGUUGUGUUGAUCUGAUGACCGAUGCCAGUGGCGGAUUUAUAGGGGUGGUCCAGAGGGUCUGAACCCUCUUCUCUCCAGACACUGAUAUAAUUUCAAUAAAAUGUCGUCCAAAAAAAAAUCAUCUAUUAAUAGUGAUACCGUUUAAAUAUAUAUUAUUUUUCAGGAUCACUUCUAGAAAAAAAUUUUAAAAAUCCGUUACUGACUAAUUAAAUGUCGGUUUAUUCGUCGAUCGCGUCUUUUUGACCCGUGAAAACGUAAUGAUAUACUGAGAUCGUAUGGGCAUCCUGCAAAAAUGUUUUUUUUUUUCUGCCGAAACCCGCUAACAUUACAAUAUAAAUAAAAAUAGAAUCUUCUAAAAUAAUCUACUACGGUUCUCCGCCGAGAUAGUUUAGCAGUAGGUAAUUACAGCCAGUAUUGGUAGUUUCAGUAGUGGUUGACUGCGUUUUUCCUCGAUCAUCAUCCUCCUCCUCUUCCACCGCCGCCGCCGUCACCACCACCUCCGCGCUGCCUCAUCGCUUCGGCUAUCGCGUAUCAUCGUUUCACGGAUUUAUUUUUUGGAGUACGUGUAACUCAAGGUCGGAGGCAACGGCGACGGUGCUCAGUCGGUCGUUGUGCACGACUUGCGCUGAACGAAUAUUUUAUAGCAGCCAUUCCGCCCGCGCCGCCCCGCGUGAAUAAUAAUAGUAAUAACAAUAACGCGCCGUUUUGGCCAGCAUCAUCGCUGCUGAAUCUCGCGUCCGAGAACCGGAUUUCGGCUGCGCGCGCGGAUAUUAUCGACGAGGAAAAUGUAUUCUGUAUAAUAUAUUAUGUAUACGAUUAUUUUUUUUUUCUCCGUACGAGAACGAAUAAAAACGUCGUGCGCGGGCGACCGCCUGACGUCUGUAUACGUGGAAAUAUAUAAUAAUACCGCGCUCGUCGCAGUUACGAUGGGGAUACCAAGGCGGUUACCGAUGAUGAUAAUAAUAAUAAUAAUCGUGUUUUUUUUUCUUUUCUAUGUUUUUUUUUCCCAUCCAUCCGUCAAUUUAUUUAUAAAAAAAAAAAAAAAAUAAAAUAUGAAAAACCCGUGUGUUCCGGUCACGGCCGACCGACCGACCGGCUCGCUGGGGACGGUCCGGUAACAAUAAUUGCCACGGUCGUGGUGGUUACUGCUGCUGCUGCUGCGGCGGCGGAUCUGCUGCGGCUGUUAUUGUGUAUUUUCCGACUGACGAGCGUAGUUGUAAUGUAGUGUGGUGUCCAACGGAGCAGCGCGACACCGCCGCCGUGUAUCGCAUUUCGUAUAGGUGCGUUUUUAUGAAAAUGCGCUACGCCCGCGCGCCGCCGCCACGACAUAUAUUGUGGCGGCGGCCGACCGUGAGCGAUGGUUGCGUGCCGUAUUCCGAGCGGUGUCCGUUGUACGGCCGUACGGUUUUUCGACGCCGCCGUGAUUAUUAUGUUAUUGCAGUGUACGGUUAGCCGUCAUACGAAUAUACCAUUACGGGCGUCAUUAUUGCUGUCGUCGCCGCCGCAUUACAUUGUUAUUGUUUUAAUAUUGUGAUAUUGCAAUAAUUAUGGUGACGUUACGAACCCGGUUCUGUUUUAUAGGACGAACCGAACUUUUCCCGGAAAAAAAUAAAAAAUUAACCAACUCGAACAGUAUAUUCAAAACCGAAACGAAAAUCCAAAUAUAAGAUUGUCAAAAUUCGAAAUAAACUAACGUGGUUACUCACCUGCAUACUUUUGCACGGUUCGGAGACCGUUAUUUUGCGAUUCGACGGUCGAAGUUAAUGAUAUAUAUAUAUAUAUAUAUAUAUAUGUAAAUAAACCAAAAUAAAUCCCAUUGAAUUUUCGUGUUUUCAGCGGUGGUUAAAGUGGGAUAAACUUCGAAGGCGGGGACUAUAUAUUUUCCAAAAAUAGUGAGGGAAGUUCUAAAGAACUAAAUAAACCCAACUAAACUUUUAGGAAACCUACCACGGAGACUAGACUUUCAACACGUUUUUCACCCAUGCUCAUUUAUUCAUAAAAAGUGUUGUGCUAAAAGGGGCUUAAAAUAGACUGCGACCUCCGAAAUAAUAUCAUCCACGUAUAACUUGCUCAGUAAAAUUAAAGUAAAACGGAGUCCGAUUAUGUAUAAUCCAAUAGGCAUUAAAUAAUUUAUUUUAAUUAAAACGUAUUUAAUUUUUAAAAUUUCAUUAAAAAUACUUCAGUGACAACCACUAUUGCGUGGCCCUGAACUUCGAAACUUUAAUCUAAAGUGAAAGGAUAAUUUUACCUUAAAUAAAAAGGGUUACUCUGUUCCCCGUUGUCCUCCCACUGUAAUCCACUGUAAUUCCAUUGGCGGAUACAGGGGGGACGAUCGCCUGUCGCCUCCCGUCCUUUGCCGUGUUUUCCCAUUAAUACUAAAACCUACCUAAUAUUAUAUUUCACAAUUGUUUAUAUAAUUUAUAUACAUAUGCAUAUAUUUUUUUUAUUAUAAUCCACCCCCACCUGAUCAUAGAGAAAAUCGAACAGUUGAUGAACAUACAACUAAUGUUGUACAAAAAUGUUUAAAUGAAUCUUCGAUUAACAGUAAACUAAAUACGGUCAUAAUAAUAGCGAUCGAUAUUUUCUCGAUUGAUUCGCUCGCGGAGGUAUUGAAUGAUUAUUUUUUUGUAAUUCCAUUUUAACACGCAUCAUUCGUUUGUUAGGAGAGGUUGGUUUGGGUUGGGUAGAGAUUAACGUUGUUUAAUUUUUUUUUUUUUUUUUUUUUUUUUGUAUUUUAUUGUAAUAAUAUAUAAUUGGUUUUGCGCAGUAUUCAGUUAAAAAUAAUUUGUUAAAACACCUUGUUAUGCACGUUCGUGUGAAACUUCAUUGAAUAAUGAAUAACAGUUCCUUGACGUGCAUAUACUUUAAUUAUUAAUUGCACGAAGUUAUAGUUUAAAUUGCGUUCGUUUGAUUUAAUUUUUGAAUUUGUAUAAUCGUUAAACUUUUUGCGAUUCACGUAUAUAAUAUAUUAAAUUUUCCUAAUGAAUAAUUGAUAGGAAUCAGUAAUAAUAACUAGUUGUAGGUAGCGUUAAUAUUUUUUUAUUGAGUUCUUUAUGUUGUUGCGCGAUAGGGAAAAUUGUGUAAUAUUUUAGAAUAUUUACAGUUUUAAUGGCCUCUUAAAUGACAUCAUUAGUUAAUUAACUCUCAAUUAUUGUAGCACGUAUCUUAUAUUUUUUUUUCAGUUAAUUAUAUUUAAUUUAAACCAAAUAUGUGUAUUUAAGUUAAAUAGAAAAUGGUUUUAAGAGGAAGUUAUAUACAUUAUACAUACACCCGUAUUUGCCAUGUCGAUCAAACUACCGGCAACACAGGGAACAUGUAGUCAGUAUUGCCACCUUUUUGUUUUCAAAAUAAAAUAAAUUUUUUUUUUUUUUUUUUUUUUGAAAUUCCCAUAUAAGCUCAAUUUUUUUUGAAAUUUUUUGGAUUUAAAACCAUUCAACUUUAAUGAAAUGUAUUAGUAUACACAAGUGAAAAAAAUUACGAGUGGUAGCCGUGCAUUUGCUGCAGGCGUUUAGAUUUAAAUUAGACAUGUUUUGUGUAAACAGAUAAUACAAUAAUUUAAAGAGGAGAAUAUUUUCGAGGGCAAUAGUAUAAUAUGAUGUAGUUUUUUAAAAAUAUUAUCAAAUAAAAAUUACAGCCAUCAUGUUAGUUUUUGCUUUUUUCAAAUAGUUGUCACCUUUGUUUAACAAUAUUUGCGAUAAACCGUGAGAUCACCGUCCAAUCUUUUUUUUUUUCUUUAAUUUCUGUUAUAACUUUCAACCGUAAAACGCGCGAUAUCUCGUAUAUAAUUGCAUGUUACGUAGAUAUUUCCAUAAUAAUUUAUUAUGAGUCAUAGUUGUAAAAUUAGGUUAACGUUGAUCUAUUGUGAAAGUUUUCAGUAAAAGUAUUUUUGGUGUUAACCUACUAUACGAGUAUAAAUAUGGUUUGAAUAUUAAGUAAUGAAUAUUAUGCAAUUUAAUUUUGCUAUAUAAUUUAAAUAGUUUUUUGUUUUAAAAAAACAUUCAUUUUUCACUCGCGUAUACGCGGAAAAUAAUGUUGGUUUUUAAAGCAGUCGUAUUACACGAUAAUAUUUUGCGUUUUAAAAAUUCGGAUUUUUUUUUCAAAAAUUACUACCUAUAUAGUGUUAAUUAAGAUUAAAAAAUAAUAAUACUAAUUUAAAAUGUAUACAAUUUUAUUUUAUUGAGAUACUUGCAAAGCUGGACAAUUAAAAAUUAAAAAUGACUUCGAGUAACUCAAUUAAGUUACAUAUUUACUGGGAAAUAAUAAUUUAGUUUAUAAGGUGACUGUAUUUAUUUUAGUUGAUUUAGACACAAAAGCCAGACAAAACUGUAGGGAUUAUAUUUGACAGAUUUCAAUUUUUAAAACGGAUUAUGAUUAUUUAAACUCUUUACUAUGUUAUGUUAUUAAUAAAAAUUUUAUUUUAUAAAUGGAAAUCUUUUGCUUCUUACUGUUAGUAAAAUUAAUUAAAAUUAAAAAAAAUAAUUCCAACUUAUUCUAGUUAAGAUCCUAACGAAUAAUGUCACGUUUUGAAAAUAGAAAUCCGUAAAAACGACAAUAACCUUUCCCCUAAAAAUUGAUAUUGGUCAGUAGAUUAGUGGAAAAGUUUUAUCAAUGUGAUGGUUUUUGAAAUCGAAUAAAAAAUUUUAAAUUGGAGUAAUUUAAGUUAAAAGUUACUUUCAUAAAAUUACCCUUUGUUAUAAUAUUACACUUAUAAACGUAUUUCGUAUCUUCUCUAUACGUGUAUAGACUUGCGGUUAUAUCCCAUAUCCUUGCAUAAGUCGCAUGUCCGUUUUGUGAUCGUGUUUUAAAGCGCACAAUGUAUUUCGUACUAGGUGUUUUCGAUGCCCGAAAUCGACAUAAAUAGUGGAGCGAGCUAAGCCACUCAACAAUUUGGGAUUUUAUAUUCAUCGCUAGGAUUCUUUUCUUUAAAAUGUUUGUUUUAUUUUUCGUCCAAAUCGAUAAAGGAUCGACGAGGAUCCGCAUAUAGCUCCUCCCCCAAGUUGAAAACUAUAUUUACGACUAAGUAUAGUAUGUCGAAUAUGUUUUUCGGCCGCAUUAAGAUAAUUUUUUUUUUGUUUAAUCUUUUAUCGUAUGAUCUAUAAUAUUUAAAACACUCGUUUAUUGUUUUAUUAAUAUAUACUCCCUCGCUUAUUUAAAAAUACAGCGUUACUUCCGGCGUUUAAAUUGGAUGUGGUAAAAAUUUUUUUUUUAGCAAUUAUAUUUCAUGGUCGUCAUCCGAAUUUGUAUACAAACAACAUCAAUAUGCAAUGUUCUUAUACAUUUUUUUUUUCAUCACACAUCGAAUGGCCGAAUUGUAGUUAGGUACUGUAAUUUAACGCUUUUGCCGUUCCUAUAUAUGCAUAUAAUAUAUUUAUUUGUAUAAAUAAAUAGUAUUCUUAUAUACACACAAAAUUUAAUUAUACGUGUAAAAUGUUAUUUUACGAAUACCGAGCACAUAAUAUAAACGUAUACAGGGCGAUCAAUAUGAUGAAAUUGACUCUCAUUAUCUCGGAAAGUAUUCUAUGAACUUUUCAGCAUUUUUGUAUUGGACAAUUAAAGAAAUAAGCAACUAUUAAGCGUUAUAUAGCCCUUAUUUUUUGUCACCCUCAUAUUUGGGGGUAAACCAUAAUAUCACAUUUUGAUUUUCAAAUGAAAAUUUAUAUCAAAAAUCAUUUGAGUAUUACAAUGUGGUGUAAUGUUAUAUUUCUGUUAUAGUUAAUGUUUCUUAAUUUUUUUUUUUUUUUUUUUAAAUCCAUAAAAAGUAAAUUAUUAUUUUCCUAAUUAACGAGGUACCAUCCUGUAUGUAGACACUUUGAGUAUUUUAACGUGAAUAUAAUUACUUAAUACCUGUGUGUGUGUUAUUGACUUAUUGUGAUGUCUUCUAUGUACGUGUACAUACUUAGUGAUGAUUAUUACUGUCCAUAGUAUGUAACAUCGACAGCAGCACCCGUAAAGUCAAUUAGGUAAUGUGCCGCGGCUAUGUGUGAAUUUAAGUCGGAAUUUGUGUAAUAUAUUCCAUGUUUUUAAAACGACAUAUCAAAAAAAAACUGUUGACAGCAUCAGCUGUACGUGCGGCGAGGAGAGGACAUGAUGUUCACGCCUAUACAAAAACUCAAACCACACGAGUGUACAGUUCUAAAGAUAUCUCGAUUCAUCGUGUUUGUCUAAAUAUAUUAUAUUAUGAGAGGCAAAGAAAUUACCAGCUAGAAUGAGCUUUGCUUUUUUUUAUUCAUAUUCUAUAACUAUAAAACACUACGGCGUGAAAUCGUAGUAUUUUAGUGUCGUGUAUCGUUCAUUUGCUCCUCGACAAUAUUUAUGCUACGUGGAGUGUGUGCACAGUACAUUAUAAUAUGAUCGUAUGUUGGACAUUUUCCGUAAUUAUCUUGCAUAUAAAAUUGAAAUUCUGUCCGUUCGUCCUGUCAGUUAUACAAGUCUACAGUUUUAUUCCGAUCAUCAUGAAACUUUGCAUACUCGACAUUUAAAACAAGACCAAAGUCGUUGUCUACUUCUAUCUCGAAAUUCGAUCCCUAAAUGGUGGUUGAUUCAGGUAGUGUUUUUGAUAUUUUUGGAACGAACAUUUAUUUAUGGGUUGCCUUGACGACACGGGUGAAAAAAACUGAUCAAUAUUAUUAGCGUGAUUGUCGCAGACUAUGUAGGAAGUAACAAUUUUAAAAGAUAUAAAUUGCUGAGCAACAAUGAUAAAUUGCGAUAUGGUUAUCCACGGUUAAUAAACGAAAAGACACGUAAAAUUGAAUUUCUUUUAUUGAUGUCUGUUUUUGAAAGGAUUGAGCCCGGUAAAUAUCGGGUAACUCAGUUAUUUCUAUAAUAAUAACAAUAAUUAUACAAUUAAAUUAUCUCGGUACACGUGUAUGUUUAUUUGUAUACUGUAUAUUAUAAUUAAUUGAUUUACUAUAUAUACAUACGUUUUAUAAAUCAUCGUUUAGUCGAUAAAUGUAUGUUUUACAAACAAAAACCAGAAUGUUUGUUAAUCAAAUGAUUGUAUGUACCGCCGCCGGCCACAAAUACUGCGAGUCCCUUUUAUUUUGGCCAAAUGUUGUUCUCUUCUGGUCGUGCUACAGUAGCAUAGUGUAGGAAUUUUGGCCGUAUUUCAAAAAAUGUCUAUGUUUAUUCGGUUGGUUGACUAGAUAGUGUUAAAUAAACGUUUAUAAAUUUCGUAAAAAAAUAUCAGUAUAUAUACCUAUAUGAUUAUUUUAAUAUAACGAAACUUGGAAAAUCGUACCAUUUAUUUAACUGGAGUGUUUAUUUUUGUUUACAGGCAAAACUUAUUGCAGCGGUUGCAAGAAAAAGUGUUCCGGAGAAGUGUUGAAAAUUAAAGGCGACAAAUAUUUCCACAUCGAAUGUUUUAAAUGCACGGGUAAGUUCACGUUGUAUACCUAUUAUAUUAAGUACUUCUAUUACUAUAAUAGAGUUUACUGUAAAAAUAUGUGAGUUAAUCGUUGUCGUGUGCAAUAAAAAUUUUCGAACAACACUUAAAAAUAUUAUAACUUUAAAGUUUACAUAAGGGUUAUCAAUAAUAAUUGUACAAAGAAUUUAAAAUAUUCUAAGAAAAAACGGGUUAGCACUUAAAUUAUGUUGAAUAUUUUUAGGCGAAGUUUACAAUGUAAGGUGUGCACUCGAGAUAGUAAUAUUUUAUAUGAUAUUUAUAUUAUAUUAUUGAAAUUUAUAAUAAUUAAUGUUUCAAAACAUUUAUUUUAACUAUUCUGUUAGAUUUUUUUUUUAAAACACUUAUAAUUAGUCCUCCGCCUUUAAUUACAAUGGCUACAAAACAAAUUGCAUUAUGUCUCUUCGUAUUCGCCUAAUGACAUGCAAAUCUCCAGAGCUUAAUACAACUUUUCAACAAUACAUCAAUAUAUAUUACUAUAAUAUAUUGGAUACGAGGAUAAUAGAUAUGUUAUAAUACGUCAUCAGAGUCAGUUUUAAGGUGAUUGGCCAUGGCUAGCACAUCACAAUGUAUGUACACUUACUGCAACAAUUCCACUGUCGCUAUCAAUCAAGAGUACAAUGACAUGAGUAGGCUUAUUGUUGUCAGGCAUACAUAAUUGUUAUAAAAUUCCAUUUGUAGCAUGAUGAAGAGCAUAAUAUUAUUUAAUUGUAAAUUUAAAACUCAUAAAAACAUGCUACCUACCUAUUAGUUUACAAUUAUGUGUUAUUUAUAGAUUGCAACCGGUCAUUGGUCCAAGGAUUAUUUUUUUCUGAAGAGGGUAAUUGGUAUUGUCCCGAUGAUUAUCAAAAAUUAUUUGGCAAAAAAUGCACCGUAUGCAAUGAUUACAUAAAAGACGAAUUAGUCAUUGUUUUGGGAUUGACUUACCAUCAACAGUGCUUUACAUGUUCCCAUUGCAGGUAAUAUGAUAACUAAAUUUAAAUAUUCUAGGUUAGUCUAUUAGGUUUAGUUUUAAUACCUUAGAUAGAUAAACUCUGUAGUUUAUAAUGAUAUAUAGUUUAAUAAGUGUUUAAUAUGAAAGAUAAGAAAUUAAUUGUAUGCUACUUAAAAUUAGAUUGCAUUUAUUUUCUAAAUUUCAAACACUUAUGAAAUAUAAAUGAUACAUUGUGUGCUAUGUUCUGUGUAUUCAAAUUGUCUGAACAAUAUUCUGUUUGGUACAUACAUUUUAAAAUAAACUUAUUAAAAACCUAUAUUAACAAGAAAUUAUGUUAUUGUAGACAACCUUGUCCAAAAGGAGAUCUAGUCACAUAUGUUGGAAAUUCUAUUCUUUGCUCCAAAUGCAAGGAAAUUCCAGUUAAACGACCUGCGUCUGCCCAAUCAAAACAAAAUAGCACGGGUGAAACUGGUAUAUAUACUAGUUUAUCUUGAGAUAAUAAAAUAACAUUUUUGAAUAAUAUUUUUUAAUUCAAAAAUCUGGAUUUUAGAUUGUGCUCAAUGUGGUGAAGAUUUAAGAAAUGGACAAGCAUUGUAUGCUUUGGAUAGACAAUGGCAUAUCUAUUGCUUCAAAUGCCAUGAAUGUUCUGCUGUACUUCAUGGCGAAUAUAUGGGAAGGUGUGUAUUUCACAAUAUUGAUAGUCAAUUUUUACAGUUUAUAUAAUUACUAGAUUUUAAAUAAUUUGGUCUAAUAAUAAGCUAAUAUUUAUUUGUAUAAUAAUUUAAAAUUUGUUUUUUUUUUUAAAUUGAACUUGCCUAUUAUAGCAAUAUGUUAUGAUAAUAAUUUGUGGAAUUUCAGGGAUGGUGUUCCUUAUUGUGAAAAAGAUUAUCAAAAACUUUUUGGUGUCAAAUGUACAUAUUGCAAUAGAUUUAUAUCUGGAAAAGUUUUGCAAGUAUGAAUUGUUAUUUAUUAAUUGAAUAUAAUCUAUAAUUUUAUAUUAAUUUCAUAGGUAUAAUAACAUAAAUUUUAUUUUAGGCUGGUGAUAAUCAUCACUUUCAUCCAACAUGUGCAAGAUGUGCUAAAUGUGGUGAUCCAUUUGGAGAUGGUGAAGAAAUGUAUUUACAAGGUAAUGACAAGUUUAAAUAGUUUAAAUAAUUUGAUUUUAUUUAGGUAAUGAAAUAAUUAUAGCUGAAUAGAACUAAUAAAUCAAAAUGUUUGUUUAGUGAAUAUUUCAUGUUGUACUAUUCAGAGUUAAUUUGACAAAAUUUAAAAUACGUGACACACCUUAUAUAUUCGUAUAUUCAUUUGUUGUUAAAACUAAUGCAUUUUAAAUAUUUUAUAGGAGGAGCAAUUUGGCAUCCGCGUUGUGGCCCUAGUCCGAAUGAAAAUGGCACUAUAAUAAAUGGAGGUAACUAAAAUUUAGUAAACAAAAUGUAAAAUAACACUUGCCAUUACACCUAAUUGACCCUCAAUCAUCAUUAUAACACUUUAUUAUCACUAAUUUAGUGCUUUUCACUGUUUCGCUGUUUCUGAAUUUCCAUUGUACUUAAACUUUUGUUUAGAGUUUGCUAAGUACAAAAAUGAAAUUAUUUUGUUUAUCUAUUAGACCAUUAUAUUUACUUUACAAAUACCAACAAUGGGUUUUAAUUGUUUAGGCUUGGGUGUAUCACCUGUAUUAUAUUGAGAAAUUACUAUCAAUUUUAUUUUCAUUACAUUGCCCAAAUAACUGAAUAAUUUGAGUAAAAAAAAAAAAAAAAAAAUGUAAUCUUUGAUAUAAGUGAUAUUACCCAAACCAGAAUAAUUACAUAGUUUCAACAUUCUCCAUAUUUAUCUUACUGAUACAACUUGUAAGCAUAUAUAUUUUACAUAAAUAUGUGUGUUGUCAUAGGAUCAAGUGCCAUGCUUAACGGACAUGACCCUGAAGAAUAUGAUAGAAUCAGUUGCUCAGCUGCUAGUGAAACACAGGUAACAUUCUUAAAACUACUUACAGCUUAAUAUUUUCAAUUUUUUUCCUGUAGUGUUUAUACAAGUUAAUAUUUUCGAAUGUAAGGAUUUCAUAUUGCUCAUGCAAUUUUUUUUAUAUUAUUUAUUUUUAAUUUAGUGUGUUAAUUAUUAUUUUAUUAGUAGAUAUCUAGAUGUAUAUAAAGAUAUUUGCAAUCUAUAAAUUAUCAUAUGUAUAUUAAUUUUAGUUUCAGCAAUUUUUUUUUUUUUUUAUUAUUAUUAUUAUAUUUUUAUUGCACAUCAAGCAUUUAUUUAUUAUUUUAGUAGACUUUUUUUAGAUGCUUUUAUUUAGUUUGUGUAUUUCCAGUUUUCAUUACGAUCACGAUCUCGUGCUUCAAGCUUUAAUGGUUCAUGUUAUAAUGGUUCAUGUAAUAGUAUGAGUAGAAAGGUUAGUACUACACAAUCAAUUUUGCUUCGUAAUAUAAUUGUACAGUUGUAUUAAAUCAUAAUUUAUUAAAUUUGUGAUUAUUAAUUGAUUUAUCUAGUUAUUUAAAUACAAUUUUUUUUUUAAUAUAUUUGAAUUUAAUAGCAUUAUUAUCGUGAUAUUCCUGGAAGCCCUGGAUUGUUACUCCGGGAGUAUAAAACGCCUAAUGCACCCAUAAGCCGUAUCUAUACAUAUAGUUACUUAACCGAAGAGCCAACUCAAGGAUAUUUAAAACGCCCGAUAGAUCCAUACGAUAAACAACCCACAUCACCUCAUUUCCACAGACCAACAUGUAAGAUUUAUUUAUUUUUUAUUGUUUAAAAUAAACUUAUAUGCAUAUUGCAUGUUUUAUAUAAAUAGUUUUUUCAGCAUGUGGUAGUGUACGUGGCAGUAGUAAGUGUUCAACUUUACGUUCGGCUGGUAGUCGUUCCGGUAUGAAAGCUUUGGUAGACAGUAUACGAUCGGAGACCCCUAGACCAAAAUCACCACAUAGUAUGAAUAAUGAAGAACCUAUAGAAUUAGCUCACUAUCCCGCUGCUAAGCCACCAGCACCCGGCGAAAAACCAAAGAUCGAAAGGGACGAUUUUCCCGCACCGCCGUGUCCUUAUACUGAUCCAGGUGAAUAUUUAAUUAUUAAAAUUAAAUUAAUAACCUUUAUAACAGUGUUUUACUCGCUUAGAAAAACGUAAAAUGUGGUUUGACAAUUAUAAGGGUAUAUCUGAUGAUGAGGAUGAAGUAGAUCAAAAAAUGAAUGCUGAUAAAGGAAUUGACCCUAAACUAAAAGUAUGUUACUAGCACUGAAAUGUACUUAAAUUUAAAUUGUUUUUAAUUUCAUAUUAUUUUUAUGUAGAAAGAAGAGGAAGAACUAAGUAAAUUGGGAUCAGGAAUUGGAAAAGUAUUUUUGCAAGAAGUUCGGGAACGUGAAAAACAUCAAAAAUGGAAAGUUUCACACAUGGAUCCUCGUAAUGCUUCGAGAUGUCCUUCUGCUGCACGAGAACCAGCUUAUCGGCUUAGAUAUCAGUCACCAAUAAAUGCUUGUAAAUAAAUUUCAAUGAAAAUCUUAUGUUUCAUAGGUUUCAUAUUAUUUUACUCCAUCAUUGUGUAAACUGUUGAGUAAACAAAAACACGUUUUUGAGUGUAUUGUUCCCAAUAUCUUGCACAGAAAUGAUACUUAUUACUGGAGUAAUACUAAAUUGUUGUAUUUAAUUCUAUACAGCGCCAUCCCGUAAUUUGGACCAUUAGAGACCUUGGGAAGAAGAAGGUUACUUAGAUUCGAGUUACAGAUCAUCAGUCGGACAGUCUACAGGUGCCAUUCCCAGUUACAAUAGUAAGUUUUACAGUAAACUACUAUUUUACUUUUCAUAAUAUCUACAUAGACAAUUUAUGUAAAUUAAAUAAUAUGUAUAAUAUUAACUUAUAUUAUACAUAUUAUACAUUAAUUUAUAUUCAAUUAAAGCCGACCUUCUGACUAUAAUAUUAACAACAAUUAUUUUUAACUAUUAAUAUAUCAUAUAUUUGUUAUUAAUAUUAUUAUUAAUUUUAUUUCUUUAUAUAUCAAAACAUAAAACAAGUGUCUCAUUUAAUUUUAAAACAAAAUGUAAGUUUUAAUUAAUAACAUAAUUUUUCAUGAAAUAACUUUUAGAAUAAGUAAUAUUUCAUUGACAUUACUUUUGUUUAAACUUUUUAUUUUUUAUUUUCACGUUGCUUUCUAUUUUAUUUUACCCAUUUUUUAUAGUUAUUCUCAAUAAAUUAUUUUACUAAACUGUAUUGAUAAUAUUUUUGUUUUGCUUUUCUAUCUAAUUAGUUAUUACUUGUCUUUAUUUUUGUACACUUGUAUUAUUAUUGUUUUGCAUAUUUAGUAUUGUGUGUGGUAAUUUAAUGGGUUAAAUAUCUUUAGUAUUUCCCAAUUUCCUAUACAUCUUGAUAACAAAGAAGUUAAUUUUAACCACAUAAUUAGUACAUUGAAUUAUUAAAACCAAACUAAUUAAAUACUUCUUGACUAAAUAUUAAAAAUAAUUAUGAUUGAAGUAAUUAAUUCAAUUUUUCAAAUAGUCAAUUAGGCAAUAAACUAACAUACUGUUUGAUUUAUUAAUUAACUAUACAAUUUUACUCUUAGUACAUAUUUAAUAUUUGUUAAUAUUUUUGUUAUUUAUAAAUACUCUUACAAAAGUAUUUUAUUGAAUUAACAUAGUUUUUAAGUAUUAUUUCAUAGAUAUUAUUUUUCAAUUUAUUAGUAUCUAACACAUUUUACCGCUUGCUUUAAAAGUUUUCUUAAUUUUAGUUCAUUGAUAGAAAUAUAUAUAUAUAUAUUUUAAUAAAGAAACACAUUUUAAAUAAUAUGUAUUGUUAUAUAAAAGUAAAGAAGUCUAAAAUAUAUAACAUAGAUCUCCAUUAUUUUUUAAAUUUAAAACAAUAAAAUUAUAUUAUUAUUUUUUAAAAUGUCUUAACAAGUUAAUUCAACCUGAUUUUCCAAACAAUUUUGUUUUUUUUAAGUGUCACUUAAUUCAUUAAAAAAAAAAUUUGUAUGACAUUGCAUAUCAUUUCAGUAGUUGCCUUGGUUUUAAUAUUUGUACUGCAUUUUUUAAUCUGUGUUAUAAUAGUAUAAACAUAAAACACAAUUUGUCUAAUAUUAAAUGUUUGUAUUAAUUGUUGCUUGGCAUUAUUUGUUUGUUUUUGUUGCAUGGUGUGUUAUUUGUUUGUAGUGUACUAUCAUGGUCAUCAUGGGUCGGCUAUAAUGAUGAGGGCUGGCCGCAAGUCGUGCACUCUUCCAGCCGGCUUCCACGGUGGCCCUGGAAAUUAUGUUCGGGUAAGUAAUACGUAGCCAUUGUUUUUCUGUUCUUAUGUUCACAGUCGUAAGUGCACUACGUCACGUACCCAAACCCGGCUAUGGCUUGGCGCCUAGUCGACGGUCAAAUACUUUCAGCUCAGCCUACUACGUCAAAAACCCUUUGGUAUGAUGAGCAAUUUGUUUAUAUUUUGUAUUAUGCCUCAGAAGUAACGCUCUAAAUUUCCAAUCAUGCAACAUGUGAUAUUUAUGAAUAUCAAAAUAGUCACCACAUUCAUUUAUUAACUAUUCAAUAGUAUCAAAUUUUUUUUUAAAAAAAAUACAAUCUUUAUUUAUUCAUACAAUUCGUAUUAAAUUUAUAAGUUAUUCAAAAUUUAAUUCUUAAUUUUUCAAUCAAAUAUUAUCUAAUUUUAUUUUAUAUUUUUAGGAUGGGUUUUCCAUUAACGGCUUAGACAAUAAAACACUUAGCACAGAUUUUAACUGCGCUAGGUCUGACGGUAAGUGCUUAUUAGUUUAUUAAAUAUUAAAUUCUACACCUAAUUCAUUACUAUUUCGGUGUAUAUAGUUUUUACUUAUUUGAUGGUGAUUACUUGAUAUUGUAUUAGAAAAUGGUUUGUUUUUUUUUUUACAUUUUAUUUUAGAUACAAAACAAUAUCAGUAUUAUUAUUUUUUGCCCAAUCCUACUAUAAAGCUUUUACAAAAUGCAGUGCAUGUAAGCAAAAGCAUAUACAUAUACAAGCAAAAGCUUUUUUUUUUUAUUCAAUAUUUUUAAUUUCACUAAGCUAGAAUAAUAUCUCAUAUUUGUUAUAAAAAUUAAAUAUUAUGUUAGGUUUAAAAUUAGCUAGUCAAGGUUCAGGCUUUAAUAAUAUUUAAUUGUAUAUUCCAAAAAUAUUUUAAGGUUUUAGGGAUAUUAAAUAAAAUAGGGAAAUAGGUUGAUAAGGUUUUUUAUAAUAUAUAUAUCAUAUUUAUAAGAAGCUUUUAUUUUAUAUUUUAACAUGACUCCAGAAACAUGUAUAAACAUUUUACUUAUUGUUUGCGCCUACAAUUUUAAUUUAUACAUAUAUGCAAAACAAGGAAAGUAAUAUUCAGACAAAUAAAUGAGUAGAGUUUUAUUAAAACUCUGAUUUGUUUUCAAACAAGUUGUGACGAAUCCAGUUUUAAGGUCUCUAUGUACUUUAUAAUUUGUAAUAUUAAAUGAAUUUUAUUUAUUUGAAGUUAUUUAAAAUUAAAAGUUGUAAAAGUGUAAUGAAUUAUAUUUAUCAGUAUAAAUUAUUCAUUGCAGUUUUAUACAAUGUUUUUAUAGGUAUAAAAAUUUUUAAUGUUUAAUUUAUUUACGCAUCCAAUAUAUUAUAAACUGAGGGGCAGAAGUUGUCUCAUGGCACUCAGCUAACCCUUUGAUAGCCAAUGUAACUAAUAUAUACUAUAUUUAAAAUAACUGUUUUUAUUUUAAUGGUAAAAAGAAAAAAUUGUAUUUAAAUUUAAAUUUCUACUAUUUGAAAGUAUAGUAGCAGCAUAUUUUUGUAGUUUUUCUUGUAUAUUUUUUCAAUUUUUUAUAAGAAUAAUAAUAACUACUGUUUCAAUAUUAUUUAUGUAAAUAUCUUUGGCAAACAAUAAGUAAUAAUAUAUAUUAUAAUGCUGCCUGAUGACAUGUAGGAAAAAUAAAUGCGUGCUUAUACUAAUCUUGCUUGUCUGUUUUGGUGCAGUUUCUGCCGGAUCUAUAUCUGAAGUGGAUCAAGGCAACACGGUACGUAGACUUAAAAAUGUGGGAUCACAUUCUAAUCUGUUUUUUUUCUUCAAAUUAAAAUGUAUAUUUAAUACAAUCAAAAUUCUUCAGAACUAAGCUAUUCUCAAAUAAUGCUUGCUAUUUUAUCUUUAUCUAUUAAUGAUAAUGUUAAACCUGUCAUAUAUUUGUUAUGAAUAUAAUUAAUUUGAUUUUGUAAUUAUGUGUAUAGUGUUCUGAAAUACCAGCAUCAUCUACAUUUACCGGAUCGUUACGCUAUGUCACUAAUAUUCAUCGUUCACUACCUAACAUGUCUUCGUCGCACCACAGCUCUGAACCUCCAAAAAUCUAUCCAUAUCACUUGUUACUCAUUACAAAUUACAGGCUGCCUUCGGACGUUGAUAGAUGUAACCUUGAAGUAAGUUCUUCAUAAUUAUUAUUUCUUUGUAGGUAUAUAUUUAAACCAAAUCCAUAUUUCAUGUAUACGUAUUUAUUUUGCAAGUGUGUAGUUCACUAUUAAAUUAAGUGGUAUUUUAGAGAUCAGUUAUUAUUGACAAUUAUAAUAUUUUUGUUUUUAUUGAUUUAAACACUUCAGAUUAGUUGAUAAAAAUUAGAAUUUUAGAUGCAAAUACUCUUUAUAAUAAAUGUACUUGGAUUAAUUUAGGACUAAUCUCUGAUUAAAAUAAUUAUAUUCUUUCUUUCAAAUUAUCCUAAAUUUAAAAUAAAUAUAUUUAAAUAUACAGUUGUCAAUUAGUUUAGACCAGAAUUUAUCUAUUUAAAGUAAUGUAACUUGUUUUUCUUUUACUUUGAAAAUAUAAUUAUACAGGGGUCAUAAGACUCUGUAUUUAACAAAUGUAAUAACUUUUUUUUAUUACAUAUUUUCAAGUUGUUUUGUAAUAUUUACUAAAGCUCUGUGUUAUAAUUUUUAUUUUAUAAAUUUACAACAAAAAAUAAAAAAUUUACAUUUUUUUAUGAUAUAAAAUAGUUGUUUAACAAACUGUUAUUGUUUAAACUAUUAGGUUACGUCACUAACUUUUAAAGUUUGUUAAAAUACAAAUUAAUUUCCUGUUAAUUUUAUUAACAAUCAAUAAAUAGCACUCUUCAGGCUUACAAUUUAAAUUAAAAUGUAUUAUCUAAUGUAUUAGUGUAUUAUCAAAUUGUAAUCAUUAAUUAAUGUAAAUUCUUAUAAAUCAAAUUAACCAUUUUAAAUUUUAAGCAUUAAAAAAAUAUCAUAUUUCACACAAAUAUAAAAAUUAUUGAGAAAAAAAAAAUUAACUUAGUUAAAGUUUUUGAAUCAACAUUUUUCUAGAAAUAAGAUUUUCAAAAUAGCUAUCUUUAUUUUCUUUUUAAAAUUUUAAAUACAAUUUUACAUUUUUAUUUCAAAUUCUUAAACAUUAAAAUUUAACUAAAAAAUAUUGAAAUUAUAGCACCAAUAGGUAAUAUAAUUUUUUUUUAAAAAAAAUGUUUAAAAUAUUCAAUAGAAAAAAAAUAAUUACAUUUUGUAUACCUAAAUUUUUGUUUUAUUUUAAAAUUGUUUAAAGAACAUUAUAAUUUAUAAUUAAAAUAAUAAUAUAAUGUUUUAUCACAUUAACUACCUAGUAUUUUAACUAAAUGUGUGUAUGUUCACAGCGUCACUUAUCGCCUACAGAGUUUGAAGCAGUUUUCCAAAUGUCUCCAGCUGAAUUUUAUCAAUUGCCUAAAUGGCGCCGCAAUGAACUGAAGCGUAGGGCACGCCUGUUUUAA
Molecule: messenger RNA, 32383 nt
Organism: Cinara cedri
Lineage: Eukaryota; Metazoa; Arthropoda; Insecta; Hemiptera; Aphididae
Source: the annotation of a GenBank genome assembly